This is a messenger RNA of Pseudogymnoascus destructans, 2571 nucleotides long. RefSeq lists its product as uncharacterized. The transcript is spliced from 15 exons. The record is from RefSeq and is a predicted model, not a curated record. The coding region runs from base 1 to 2571 and encodes 856 amino acids. Gene Ontology annotation, molecular function: D-type glycerophospholipase activity. NCBI's taxonomy places the organism in Eukaryota, Fungi, Ascomycota, Leotiomycetes, Thelebolales, Thelebolaceae. Gene Ontology annotation, biological process: cell motility; intracellular signal transduction; phosphatidic acid biosynthetic process.
AUGUCUACAGGUGCCCCGGAGCACCCAGCGGUGGAGAAAUCCCACGACGUGAAGGGCGCCUUCAAGCACCCCUUCUCGCGCUUGAAGGAGAAGUUCGAGAAAACGAGCUUGGAAGAUGUGAAGAUCUCUCUGAUUGUAAGUUUGCACGAGCUGGGUAAAUUCGCAAACCUCCUCAAUAGCAACCACCGUCACGACGAGGAGCACGAGAAGGCGACAGACCAGAAGCGCACAGGCAUUUCAGAGUCCCACAGAUUCAAGUCGUUUGCGCCAGAGCGCUUCGACAACGAUGUGAAGUGGUACGUGGAUGGACGGGAUUACUUCUGGGCUGUGUCGGUGGCCCUCGAGGAGGCGAAGGAGACGAUCUACAUUGCCGACUGGUGGCUCUCGCCCGAGCUAUUCCUGAGACGACCCCCAUACUAUAACCAAGAAUGGCGCCUGGACCAAAUCCUGAAGAGGAAGGCCGAGCAGGGAGUCAAGAUCUACAUAAUUGUAUACCGCGAGGUGGAGGCCGCACUUACUUGCAACUCGGAGCAUACGAAGAAAGCCUUGAGGGGUCUUUGUCCGGAAGGCAGCCCUGGAUACGGAAAUAUCAUACUCAUGCGUCACCCGGAUCACAACGUGUUCGAGAAUGCGGCGGAUAUGACGUUCUACUGGGCGCAUCACGAGAAGUUCAUUGUGAUUGAUUACGCUAUCGCUUUUAUUGGUGGCUUGGAUCUGUGCUUUGGGCGUUGGGAUAGCCACCAGCACGCGCUUGCUGAUGUGCACCCUAAUGGUGUUGCGGAGGAGAUUUGGCCCGGCCAGGACUUUAAUAACAACCGUGUUAUGGAUUUCCACAACGUGGAUGACUGGGAGCAAAAUCAAAUCAGCAAAGCUGAGUAUGGACGUAUGCCAUGGCACGACACCGCCAUGGGCGUCAUCGGAGACUGCGUUGUUGAUAUCGCAGAGCAUUUCGUCCUCCGCUGGAACUUCGUCAAGAGAGACAAGUACAAGCGCGACAAGAACUACCCCUGGUUAAUCAUGGAGGGCAGAGAAGGUGAGAAUGAGGACAUCAUUGGCGUCCAGAGGCCGAAGCACCCCGUGGGAGGAUAUGUCAAGCACCCCUUGACUCCACUUUCGACCAAGAAGCUCGGAAAGCAGGGCACGAUCCACGCGCAGAUUGUGCGAAGCAGCGAUGAUUGGAGCAGUGGAAUCCUCACGGAGCACAGUAUUCAGAAUGCGUACUGUGAGGUGAUUCGCAAUGCGGAGCAUUAUGUUUACGUUGAGAACCAGUUCUUCAUUACUGCUACUGGCGAAGAACAGUCUCCAGUUAAGAACCAAAUCGGAGCAGCUAUUGUCGAUGCCGUUCUCAGAGCAGCAAAGGAGGACCGCAAAUUCAGGAUAAUCCUGGUCAUCCCGGCGAUCCCAGGAUUCGCUGGUGACCUCAGAGAUGAUGCUGCGGCUGGUACACGUGCUAUCAUGGACUACCAAUACAAGUCCAUCUGCCGUGGCGAGCAAUCCAUCUUCGGGCGCAUCAAAGCCGCAGGCGUUGACCCCGAACAGCACAUCCAUUUCUUUAACCUACGCUCCUACGACCGCCUAAACGUCACACCCAAAGUCAAGAAGCAAGAGGAGGAGUCGGGCGUCUCGUACCAGGAAGUCCAGAAGGCUGAAGCCCAUAAGAUCAUGGGCGGUGGAAUUGAUGGGCAGGGUAAGGACGGUGGUGUCCCCGGACCCCAGGAACCAGGCCGUCAGGCCUCAAACACUGCAGAGCAAGAGAGGGAGACCGAUGCUAUUCGCAAGUUCGAAGCUCAUCGCGAUGAGACUGGUGGAAGACAACCCGAGAGUAAAGACAGCGUCGCCAAAAACGCCAUGCUCGGCCAGCCCAGCCUCGCCUCCGAAGCCUGGGAAGGCGACGACCAAGAAGAGGCCAACCUCUGGAUCCAAGAAGAACUCUACGUCCACGGCAAACUCCUCAUCGUCGACGACCGCAUCGCCAUCUGCGGCAGCUCCAACAUCAACGACCGCUCGCAAAUCGGGUAUCACGACAGCGAAAUCGCAAUCGUGAUGGAAGACACUGAGAUCCUCCAGAGUACCAUGAACGGCAAGCCCUAUGAAGCGCGCCGCCAUGCUGCUACGCUCCGCCGCUACUUGUGGCGCGAGCACCUUGGUCUCCUGCGGCCGCAGGAGCUGGAUGCGAGUAACGACCGGAACGCGCAGCCGCCGCCGAUCAAGAAUGAUGCGGAGGAGGAUGAGCAUUAUGAGUUUGUGGCUGAUCCGUUGGGUGAUGAUCUGUGGAAUAUGUGGACGCAGAGGGCGACGCAGAAUACGAGGGUGUUUAGGCAGUUGUUCCAUGCGGAUCCGGAUAACUGCGUCAAGACGUUUGAGGAGUACGAGAAUUACCUCCCACCUAAGGGAAAUCGCGCGGGACAUAUCUUUGAUAAGCAGCGUGCGGCUACGGAGAUUCGUGAGCAGUUGGAUACUGUCAAGGGACAUCUAGUAUGGAUGCCGCUUGACUUCUUGAAGGACGUGGAUCUAGCGGAAAAGAAUGCCGGGAUGGCGGUGAACCAGUGGACGGAGAGUAUUUACACGUGA